This is a messenger RNA of Brassica rapa (field mustard), 2624 nucleotides long. RefSeq names its product putative F-box/FBD/LRR-repeat protein At5g44950. The record is from RefSeq and is a predicted model, not a curated record. Lineage: Eukaryota; Viridiplantae; Streptophyta; Magnoliopsida; Brassicales; Brassicaceae. Gene Ontology annotation, molecular function: protein binding.
GAUUUAGUUGUAAAUUAAAAGUUCUCUCGCAUAAUAGUGUCAUCUUUUGCUUUCUGAUUAAUGAGUUUUUUUACAUUUAUUGAAUAUCCAUUCAAAUUAGUACUUGCUUCCCGUUCCGGAUUAUACAUCCAACAAGUGGUGGAAUUAUUUAUAUAACUUUUGACAACAGUUUUUUUUUGAAAAAAGUGACUUCAUAUAAAAAAUCGGUAUUAAAAGUCAAAAUAAACUCAGAAAAAAGACAAUGUAGUUAAUUUAAGAAUAUAAAAAGGAAACAAAAUAAUUUCUAAUGUAGAUUAUUAUGUUCGCAGUUAUUAUUUAUUAUGUUUAUUAUGUUUCUAUUAUUAUUUAUAUAACUUUUGACAACAGUUUUCAGUUAAAAAAGUGAAUUUUCUCUUUUCAAAUAAGAAAAUGACUAUAUAUAAAAAAUCUGUAUCAAAAGUCAAAAUAAACUCAGAAAAGACAAUGGAGUUAAUUUAAGAAUAUCAAAAAGGAAACAAAAUAAAUUCUAACGACUUAAUUUUCCAUAUAUUAUGCAAUAUAAACCUAAAACUCAAACACACAAUCUUAAAAACUAUAUUUAAUUUGUUAACUAUAAAUGGUUGCCAAAAGAAAUUCAAUUAAUGAGAGACAAUAGAGUCAAAUUUUCUGGAAAUAUAUUUAACUUAUGCGUAUAAAAAGCAUAUAAGCUAAGCCCUUGUUUUUUGAGUCCCAGCAAUUGUUCGUCUUCUCCGAUUGCGAAUGGCUGAACCUUUCGUGUCGUUUCUUUCAUUCCUGCUCAAGACGCAGCCGGACUAUGCUCUUUCUCAUCCUCGGCAGAAACCUUUCAGUGACACAUCACGUCAAGCUAUGCGGAAAAAAAUUACUGUCAUCUUACAACGGAGUCGACCUACCCCGACGACCGACACUCCAAGACUCCAAAGGUUUCUCUCUAUAUACACAGACUAUCUAGAGUCUAAACUGAUGAACUCGGCCAACUCAGAGGAGGAGUACUCGAAUCCACGUGAUCUUGAAGUCCGCGUGCAUUAUCUUCUGAAGGAAGUUAAAGAACUCUAUAACCGUUUCCGUGAUACCUCAGAUAGACUCAGCGCGCUUCCGGACACUUUGAUAACUCAGAUACUCUUAUACCUUCCCACCAAAGAUUCCAUCAAGACAAAAAUUUUAUCGAAGAGAUUUAAAGAUCUAUGGCUUCAGGUCCCAGGGCUAGAGAUGCACUCCCAUGAACCCGCCGCCAUACAGAACUUCAUCGCCACGUUUCUCCAGAGGAACCGUGGCUCGCGUCUCCAGAAGUUCAAGAUAACGUACAACGGACGCAAUGUUUGUAGCCAUGGGAACAGUGAGUUCAUCGCCGGAGUGAUUAACCGUGGAGUUCAACAACUAGACGUUGGCAGUAGCACACUCAAGCGUCCUCUCACCAACGAUCUCGUACAUGUUAACAUUUACAAGAGCAACACUUUGGUUUCUCUCAAGCUUGCAAACGUGGGAUUGCAGAAUCCUCCUGAGUUUGGUGUUUCUCUGCCUUGUCUCAAGACCAUGCAUCUCGAAGACAUUACCACCAAGGAUCCUUUGAUCGUAGAGAAGCUCAUCUCAGGUUGUCCUGUCCUUGAAGAUCUGACGGUGUUUAGGGCUUUUGAUGACAAUGUACCGGUGAUGCGUGUGAGAUCUCUCAGUCUGAAGAGGUUUUGUGUGAAGUUAAGUCGUGCCAGAAUAAUUCAUGGUAAAGAGUAUGCUGUUGAGGUUGAUGCUCCGGGUCUCAAGUAUAUGAACUUCGGAGAUAAUCUAUCUGAUAGAGUUGUGGCUAAGAAUCUGAGUUCCUUGUUCAAGGUCGACAUUGAUGCACAAUUCAGUUUUGGUAUUACCACUACUAUUACCGUGCAGAUGAAGCAAGCUAUUAUCAGUGAUUUUCUCAAGGGUGUUUCUGGUGUAAGACAUAUGAUCAUCUCUCAGCCUACACUCGAGAGCCUUUAUUCUUGGAUGAAUAAUGGAGCGUUCACCAAAUUUAGCAACUUAACUCGCUUAGAGGUUUCGUUCUGCACCGACUUAUUACAAAGGUUGCCACAUUUUCUUGAAGGUUUCCCGAAGCUGAAACACCUCACAUUGAACUUGCUUUAUUUGAAGGACUUAGAACCAGAGAACCUUGAGCUUACCGUUGUGCCACAGUGCUUACUAUGUACGCUUGAGUGUGUUGAGGUUAAAGAAGUGGCCACGGUGGAGAAAGCUGGGAAGAAAAGAGCGAGGUACAUCAAGAGAACCAAAGUAUCGAAACACAUGAAGAAGAUUUGGAUUGAAGCAGUGAGGUAUAUUCUUGAGAACUCGUUAGUCCUCAAGAAACUCGUUUUGUGUUUCUCUUCGGUUACCAAUAGCGUCUUAGAGAUCUCGGAGGCGCUUCCUACGUUCACAAUACGUUCUCCCGGAUGUGAAAUCAUCAAUAAUCUGACAUCUCUUUGAAGAUUUUUUUAGGAAGGAAUAAUCUCUUUGAACCUUUUGCUUUUUUUUCUCCAGUGUAAAAGAAAAGCUAAGUUAUAGUAUUGCUACACUUACCUUAAGUUUUUAUCUAAGGUUUCACUUUUUUGAAUGACAGAUCAAAAAAGGACACUAAAUGUUUUUCGUUGUGUACAAAAUAGAAU